Messenger RNA from Megalopta genalis, 524 nucleotides. It is a transcript of the gene RpL35, whose product is annotated as ribosomal protein L35. Lineage: Eukaryota; Metazoa; Arthropoda; Insecta; Hymenoptera; Halictidae. Gene Ontology annotation, biological process: maturation of LSU-rRNA from tricistronic rRNA transcript (SSU-rRNA, 5.8S rRNA, LSU-rRNA); translation. Gene Ontology annotation, molecular function: mRNA binding; structural constituent of ribosome. Gene Ontology annotation, cellular component: cytosolic large ribosomal subunit; ribosome. The record is from RefSeq and is a predicted model, not a curated record.
UGUUGUGCAUUUGUUUUAUUAUAGAGACACGUAUCUAACCGUCUCUUUUAUUCGUGAUUUUCUUCCUUAUUUCUUUUUCCGUCGAAGAGGGAUUGCCGCAAGAUGGGUAAGGUUAAGUGCACAGAGAUGAGGGCGAAGGAUAAGAAGGAGCUUUUGAAAAAGCUCGAGGAGCUCAAAACAGAGCUGACAAAUCUCCGUGUGGCCAAGGUCACUGGAGGUGCUGCCUCUAAACUUUCAAAGAUCCGUGUUAUGAGGAAAGAAAUCGCUAGAGUAUACAUUAUCAUGCAUCAAAAGCAGAAGGAGAAUUUGCGUCUUUUGUACAAAAACAAGAAGUACAAGCCUUUGGACUUGAGGCCAAAGAAAACUAGAGCCAUCAGAAGAGCACUAACACCUUACCAAGCCAACAAAAAGACUCCAAAAGAGAUACGCAAGAGGUCUGUCUUUCCUCCACGAAAGUAUGCUUUAAAGGUGUAAACUGAGAGGUACUAAUAAGGAAUAAAAUAAACGUUUUUUUAAAAACAUUA